Molecule: messenger RNA, 678 nt
Organism: Hansenula anomala
Lineage: Eukaryota; Fungi; Ascomycota; Saccharomycetes; Phaffomycetales; Wickerhamomycetaceae
Exons: 1
Coding region: 1-678 (225 amino acids)
Source: RefSeq, a predicted model, not a curated record
AUGAGUGAAUUAAUUCAAGUACAGAACAAUGGUGUUUCUGAUGAUUCAUAUAUGGAUGUUUUAAGAGAAGAAAGAGAGUCAUUAGAGGAAAGUUUUGAAGCAACAAUAAAGAUAAUUGAUCAAUUGAUUGAAUUUUAUUCAUUAGACCCAACAGAUGAAACCAAUAUAUCCAAAUAUCAAGACCUUAUAAGGACAUUAUCAAAAGAUCCUUCAGUUAUAUUUAGACAUUCCAAGAAUAUUGAUCGUUUAGAGAAAUCAUUCCAGCGGUUAUAUAGAGAAAGAUUAGAUGAAUUAUCAAAGAUAAAUUUACAUUCAUUUAAAGAUGUUUCCACAAAUUUAGAAACAUUGUAUGAUCAAAAUUUAGUUAAUAAUGAAAUUGAAACACUGGAAAGGGAUCUUGGUGAUUUGAAACCGAUUGAAUUAGAUUCAGAUAAAGUAUUAACAUUAGAUCUUUCACAAGAUCAAUUAUUAGAAGUUUUAAAGAUUGAAAAGGAUAAAAGAGCUAGAUUUAGUUUCUUAAAUGAACGUGUUCAUGAACCAGAGAUUAAGAAAUUGGAAGGUUCUUAUGAUAAAUGGAGUGAAAGAGAAAAAGAUUUGAAAAGAUUCUUAACAGUGGAUUUGGAGAAAAUUAAUAAACAAAUUCAAAAUGUUAAGAAGACUGAAGGAUUGGAGCUAUGA